Molecule: messenger RNA, 2129 nt
Organism: Xenopus tropicalis (tropical clawed frog)
Lineage: Eukaryota; Metazoa; Chordata; Amphibia; Anura; Pipidae
Product: zinc finger protein 883
Exons: 6
Coding region: 151-2019 (622 amino acids)
Biological process (GO): regulation of DNA-templated transcription
Cellular component (GO): nucleus
Molecular function (GO): sequence-specific DNA binding
Source: RefSeq, a predicted model, not a curated record
UAAUCUAUGGUAAUGUUUUUUAUUCAAAAACCACAUCAUAUAGAAAUGUCUUUAUGAUAUAAGGUUAAAGAGUUUAGCAGAGAUUUUUUUCAGUUGCGCCAUUUCUAAUAAUCACAACUGCUACACCUCUGUAUAAAGUCGUUUUUAAAGAUGGAGGAGAUUACUUUGAUGAAAUUCUGCACAUGGAACAAGGAUGAGAUGGAAACUGAAAUAUUAGCUGCCAAGGAUCUUGCUUCAGAAGAGCUUCCUCCAAAACGACGAAGAGGAAGGCCAAAAGGAAGCAAAAAUAGGGGUUCCUACAGAAAGGGACCCAUAAAGUUUGAGGAUGUGGCAGUUUAUUUCAGUGAGGAUGAGUGGAAUUAUUUGGAAGAUGGACAAAAGAACCUUUAUAAAAAUGUCAUGAUGGAAAAUUAUUAUACCGUCAGCUCAGUUGGUUGUGCAAAUGAAAAGCCAAAGAUUAUUGUUAAAAUUGAGCAAGGAGAGAAAACUUAUUUAGGUCAUACACCUGAAAAAACAAAAUAUGUUUCCAUGCUGCGAAAUGCUAGAAGAGAUCAGCCUUUAGAAUUACAAUCCUCAAACUUGAAUUUAAAAAAUGUUCAGACGCAUAGACGAGAGAAAAGAUUAAAUGUUCCAAAACAGUUACCACAGGAAUGUGAAUCUUCUCAUAAUCCUCAAGUGACAGAUGCCAAAUCAAACCAUCCUGAUGUAUGUACUGUGGCUAAAUUGACUCAUCAGAAGAAAGGAUUUAAUGCAAAAACUCCAGUAACCUACCAAAAUACUCAAGGAAAUGAAGACAAAGGUUUUACUGAUGAUGAUAAUGAUGAUGAUGAUGAUGAUGAAGUGAAGGAGGAAGAUGAUGAUAAUGAUGAUAAAGAUUAUGUGAUUAACUCAAGUACCAAAAUAAAAAGACAUUAUAUAUGUAGUCAGUGUGGGAAAAGCUUUGGUCGCAGCUCAGUCCUUCGGAGACAUCAAAGAGCUCACUCAGGUGUAAAACCAUACCUCUGUACUGAAUGUGGAAGAGACUUUGUCCAAAAAUCCCAGCUUAUUGAACACCAACGAACUCACACAGGGGAAAAACCAUAUGCAUGCCCUGAAUGCAACAGAACAUUUAGCCUCAGUUCACAUCUUGUCCAACACAGAAGAAUUCACACAGGAGAAAGGCCUUACAUUUGCUCAGAAUGUGGGAAAAGUUUUAUUCGGGGUUCCGAUCUUGUCCAACACCGGAGGACCCAUACAGGUGAAAGGCUGUUUGCUUGUACAGAAUGUGAAAAAAGGUUUACCCAUAAAUCAGCCCUUCGCCAACACCGUAGAAUCCACUCGGGGGAGAGGCCAUAUUGCUGCGAUAAAUGUGAGAAGAGCUUUAAUCACAGCUCACACUUAGUAAGACAUAUGAGAACUCACACUGGAGAGAAGCCAUACAAAUGCACAGAAUGUGGGAAAACCUUCACUGAUAGUUCACAUUUGGUUAAUCACCAGAGAACACACACCGGUGAGAAACCAUAUAUUUGCAAUGAAUGCGGAAAAAGUUUUACAUACAAUGCAGGUCUUAUACUACACAGAAGAACUCAUACUGGAGAGAGACCAUAUAUAUGUAACAAGUGUGGGAAAAGUUUUAAAGGAAGCACACACCUUUUAAGGCAUAUGAGAAUUCACACAGGCGAAAGGCCAUAUGCAUGUUCCGAGUGUGGGAAAACGUACACUGACAGUUCUCAUUUGGUCAGUCAUAAGAGAAAACAUACAGGAGAAAAACCUUACUCUUGUUCCAUAUGCGGAAAGUGUUUUGCUAUGAAAGCACACCUUACACAACACCACAUUAUUCACACUGGGAAGAGACCAUACGAAUGUAGCGAGUGUGGAAAAAACUUCACUUGGUACACUGCAUUAAUCCAGCAUCAGCGAAUUCAUGUUGGAGAGAGACCAUAUGAAUGCAGUGAAUGUGGAAAAGGAUUUGCUCAGAAAUCCACUCUUUCUGUUCAUAAAAGGACUCACCGGGAACAGUUGGCCAUGUGCAGUAUUUAAUAUGAAUGUUUUAUUUACAUUUACUUGGGUAGGAUAAUUUGCCUUGUAACUGUAUUUUUUAAACCAUGACACAACCACCAGUAAACUAAACUUUAGAGCUCUUGCCUGAA